AAACUGAAAGACCAAGCAUGUCUGCAUCACCGAUUGCAAGGCAAACCACUCAAAGCCAAAACAUACCUUCGAAACGAGUUGUUAUUAACGAUCCCAGUCAGUUGCCUAUUGACUAUUCAUCCACCCCUGGUGGAACGCUUUUUUCAACUACGCCCGGAGGUACGCGUAUCGUAUAUGAGCGUGAUUUCUUGAUGAAUUUACGAAAUUCUCCAAUAUCGCGAACACCGCCACGAAAUAUGCCAUCCAUACCAGGAGAAUUAUUAAAAAAUACACUGCAAAAUUUUUCAACAUCGACGAAGAAUCAAAUUAAUAAAGGUACUUACUUUUGUUCAGUUAUUGAUCUAUAUGAAAUGUAUUUUCACAUAAAAUUUUAAUCCCAUUUUUAAUUUAAUUACUUCAUUAGAUCAGUCUAAUGUAUGAUGCUAAUAUUUUUGAUUAAUAUGUUAUAGAUACUCCGGUAAUUGAAGAAUCUGCAGAACAAUUUGAGAUGGACAUG
Messenger RNA from Heterotrigona itama, 496 nucleotides. Lineage: Eukaryota; Metazoa; Arthropoda; Insecta; Hymenoptera; Apidae. The record is from the annotation of a GenBank genome assembly.